AUGUCCAAGUACAACCGCGCUACGGAAGGCUUAACUAUCGUUGGGGACUUUACCGACCAGGUAAAGGGAAGGACCUUUCUAAUUACCGGACCCAGCGAGGGAGGCAUUGGUGCCGAGACGGCCAUCUCGCUCGCUCAUGGGUCUCCUGCCACGCUCAUACUUCUCGGACGCUCACCUGCGAAGGCUGAGUCUACUAUCGAGGCCAUCAGGCGCGUCGACCCGCAGGUCCUCGUCAAGUUCGUCCAAGUAGAUCUGGCUUCCCUGAAGAGUGUGCGGGAGGCGGCGCAAGCAAUUCUGCAAGACCCGGCAAUCCCCAAGAUCAAUGUGGUCAUCAACAACGCCGGGGUGAUGGGAUGCCCUUACCGAACGACGGAGGAUGGUUUGGAGUUUCAGCUGGCGGCAAACCACCUCGGGCACUUCGUGCUCACCAACACAAUUAUGCCCAAGGUCAAAGCCGCUGGAACUGGGUCGCGCAUUGUCUUCGUGAGCAGCUCAUCGCACAGAUACAAUCCAUUCCGCUUCCGUGACCCCAACUUCGCAGCCCCGGGAUCGUACGACGAAGCUGCGGCGUACGGGUCCUCCAAGGUGGCAAUGAUGCUGUACGCAGUAGGUUUGAAGAAGCGGCUGGCUCCGUACGGCAUUCACGUGUACACGUUGCACCCAGGAAGCAUUAGCACGGGGUUGCAGGUGCAUGCGAAAUCCAUGGGGCUCGCAGCAAUGGAAAUUUGGGACGAGGCUUCCUGGCGAUGCUUCGGUAUGUCGAUUGCCGCCUACAGGGCUCUCGGAACGGCCAAGACGGUACAGCAAGGGUGCUCGACGACUCUACGCGCGGCGCUCGACCCAGAUCUCGUAAACGAGGAGGGCAUCUACUUGGAGGAUGCGAACCUAACAACAGACAACAGGGCCGUUAAAGAGUGGGCCACAGACCCGGAACUUGCGGAAAGAUGCUGGCAGACGAGCGAGGAGCUGGUUUCUGAGAAGUUCUCUAUUUAA
Messenger RNA from Neoarthrinium moseri, 993 nucleotides. RefSeq lists its product as uncharacterized. The coding region runs from base 1 to 993 and encodes 330 amino acids. The transcript is spliced from 2 exons. Lineage: Eukaryota; Fungi; Ascomycota; Sordariomycetes; Amphisphaeriales; Apiosporaceae. The record is from RefSeq and is a predicted model, not a curated record.